Molecule: messenger RNA, 1779 nt
Organism: Amyelois transitella
Lineage: Eukaryota; Metazoa; Arthropoda; Insecta; Lepidoptera; Pyralidae
Product: resuscitation-promoting factor RpfA-like
Exons: 4
Coding region: 1-1779 (592 amino acids)
Source: RefSeq, a predicted model, not a curated record
AUGCCAACUUUAUUACAAGCUUUGUUUUCCGAAUUAAAGCAGAUAAGGACUUAUUUAAUAAAGAUAGGCCCUACAAGAAGGAAAGGUAAUAUUUUAGUAAACAAAUUAGAGGCUGCCAAUAGUCUAUAUGAGCAAUAUAAUAAUUGGGUUGAAGAAUAUAAAGGUGAUGAGUCAGAGAUUUUAGAAUAUUGUAAUCAAUUUGAACUUUUGUAUCAGUCAAUUGUAGAAUUGUGUCAAAGUGAUAAGGCAUCAGAGGUAAACAUGCCGACUUUUGAUUUGAAAACGGCUUUUCAUUUAAUGCCCUGUAUGAAUGAUACAGAGGCUAAUACGAAACAAUUAAUUGAUAACAUAGAGUAUUACGAUUCCCUUUUAGACACUGAACAAUAUUUUGGUAUGCAGUUGUCUAAUCUUUUUGUUGACCUAACGAUAUCCCAAGCCGAAGGAAAUUCGAAUAAAUAUGAAAUUUUAAAGCCAUUAAAUGAAAAAAUUGCGAUAAAAAGAUUUGCCGACGGCUUGCGAAAUCGUAGGUUGAGCACAAUAAUCGCAGCCAGGAACUUCAACUCGCUGAAAGACGCAAUCCAAGCAGCACAAGACGAAGAAGUUUCAUCCUCAUCUGGCUCAGGUGAAAUAAUGGGUAUGUCAAAAUAUACAUAUUCUAACUCUUUUAGGGGGCGCCGUAACAAUUUCAGAGGCGCUCGAGGUCAGUAUAAUACUAGACAUUUUACACCCAGGACACAAGGAAAUACGUAUCAAACAAACCAACAGCGUGGGUGGAACCAUCAGGUGAAUACAACAGGCUCUUCGAUGCGAGGCCAUAAUUUUAAAGUUGAUUCAGGGGCCUCUUCAUGUGCUAUUAAAUAUAGUUAUGUAAAAGAACAGAAUAUUCCGGUACAAAAUGAAAACAUAGUGAUAAACGGGCUCGGAGGCAAAGUCCAAGCCAUGGGCUUUCUUUGUAUUAAUUCUCCUCCUAAUACAUCCCGUAUACCCCCCCGCUCGGGUAUCCCGUUACCCCAGCGGAGCCGUGACCCGCGUCUGAGGGCGAACCGCUCCCCCGCCCCCGCGCCGUCGCUGGCAGCUUCCGCGUGGGCUCCGCCGCGACUGGCCGCCUCCGCGUCGCCCGCCGCGCUGCCGACCGCGCCGCUCAACGCGCCGCUCACCGCGCCGCUCGCCGCGCCGCUCACCGCCCCGCCGGCCGGCCCGCGCACCGCGCCGCCGACUGCGCCGCUCACCGCGCCGCUCGCCGCGCCGCUCAACGCGCCGCCGACUGCGCCGCUCACCGCGCCGCUCGCCGCGCCGCUCACCGCCCCGCCGGCCGGCCCGCGCACCGCGCCGCCGACUGCGCCGCUCACCGCGCCGCUCGCCGCGCCGCUCAACGCGCCGCUCGUCGCGCCGCUCACCGCGCCGCCGGCCGCCACUCGCGCUGCACCGCCGUCCGCCGCGCGCGCCGCGCCGCCGACCGCGCCGCUCACCGCGCCGCCGGCCGCCCUGCGCGCCGCGCCGCCUGCGGCUCCCUCCGCGUGGGGACAGCCGCGGCUGGUCGCCUCCUUACCGGCAACCGCGUCGCCUACGGCUCCCCCCGCGCGGGGUCUGACAACUGCACCCUCUGUCUGGGGCCGCUCCUACGCGGCUGCCAGUACAAGCGCGCCCAGCACCGCCACCACCACCACAGCACCCAGCACCACCGCUCCAGCGCCCGCUGCCGCCUCUUCGAGGAACAAUGGCGCUAACAAAAAGCGCCCCCCUCCCAGGCCUCCCGGACGAAAUAUCCACCCAUCAUAG